CUGCAGUAAACCUACCUCCGUGACUUAUGCGCAGUGCCAUGCAGUCAAUUUGCAUAUACCCCGCGAUUGGAUGUAGCCGCUGCGAGAAUAACUAUUCACGAGGGGAGGCAGAGAUGAUAGCAGUCCGAAUCCCGAGAUCGACAGUCAACUGGGACGGGAUUCAUCAACACCUGGCUCUCGAGGGCAGCAACCCAUAAUUGCCCAUCAAGUCUCAAAGCCUGCCUUUGCCCACGGUGUCGUUCUCUUGCAACAUCGUCAACAGUGGCAUCAAGGUUUGAGUGAUCAGUGAGCAUGGCAACGCACUCGGCAUUCCUGGGCAACUCCCACUUCGUGGGGCCGACUGUGCUUGCAGCAGCACUUGGUGCAGUAGUGCUCUUCCUUUACCUGCUCGCACGGAGCGUCUACUAUGCCUUCGUCCAUCCCUUGGCCAAGGUGCCUGGUCCCAAGCUCUACGCGUGCUCCGACCUGCCGUAUCUGUACCACAGCCUGCGUGGCGAUUGGCAGUUCAAGUUGAAGCAGCUGCACGACCGGUACGGGCCUGUCCUGCGCUACACGCCCGACAACGUGUCAUUUACGACGCCCGGCGCGUGGAAAACCAUUUACGGCCACCGCGCUGCCGGACAGAAGACGUUCGUCAAGGACAGGAUCACCUACCGCCCAACCCUUUCGGGCCACCCGCAUAUUGUCGUUGCCAAUGCCGAGGACCACCGGCGCCAGCGGCGGCUGCUGUCGCAUGCCUUCUCCGAGAAGGCGCUGCGGGGUCAGGAGGACAUCAUGAAGCACUACAUCGACCUACUGAUCCGCCGACUCGGCGAGCGCGCGGCCACGGGCGAAUCGGUCAACAUGGUGCAGUGGUACAACUUCACCACCUUCGACCUGAUUGGCGACCUGGCCUUCGGCGAGCCCUUCGGUUGCCUUGAGCGCGGCGUGUACCACCCUUGGGUGGCCAUGAUCUUCCAGAACAUCAAGUCGACCUUGUAUGGCGAGGUGAUGCGACGGUACCCGAGACUCAAGCCGCUCGUGACGCUUCUCACGCCCAAGCAGCUGUUGCGCAGCCAGAGGGAGCACUGGGAGCUGAGCGAACAGACGGCCAGGCGGCGUCUCGAGAGCGGCAACGUGUCGCGCGAGGACUUCAUGUCGUACAUCCUGCGCCACAACGACGAGAAGGGCAUGUCACAGGGCGAGAUCAUUGAGAAUGCCCAGGUUCUGAUCUUCGCCGGGAGCGAGACCACGGCGACACAGCUGAGCGGGACUACGUUCCUGCUGCUGCGCAACCGCGACAAGUAUGAGAAGCUGGUGAAGGAGGUCCGAUCCUCGUUCGCCAGCGACGACGAGAUCACGCUGUUGCGAGUGAGCCGCCUCGAGUACAUGAACGCUGUCUUCGAAGAGGGCUUCCGCAUGUAUCCCCCCGUACCGUUAGCCUUGUCGCGCCGCACGCCGCCCAAGGGUGAGUUUAUUGAGGGAUACUGGAUGCCGGGCGACACGGCGGUUGGAGUUCCCCAGUGGGCCGCUUACCAGAGCGAGCGCAACUUCCGCAACCAUGACCAGUUCGUCCCUGAGCGCUGGCUCGGCGACCCGGACUAUGCGCAGGACGUGCGUGACGUGCUGCAGCCAUUCUCGGUCGGACCGCGCAAUUGUAUCGGGAAGAAUCUUGCUUAUGCCGAGAUGCGUCUGAUCCUGGCCCGCGUGCUUUGGAACUUCGACCUCGAGCUCAUGAAUGAGAGCUGGAACUGGAACGACCAGAAAAUCUACCUGCUCUGGGAGAAGGGCCCCCUGAUGGUGAAGCUUACGCCGGUUUCGAGGCAGUAGGGAAUCUAAGAACGACCAGAUUGUUAGUGAUAAGGCGGCGAGUGAGAGGUAGCAGAUUGAUGUGUUUCUAGGUACCAAAUCAGAUUCAAGGUUCUGAACGACAAAUUACUUGUCCCCUUUUCCCGGCCCCGACAGGCACGGAGGCCAGGCCACGUCACCUGGGAAACCAGAGCAGGAAGAAGUACCUAGAGCCCAGGGUCCACACCUUCCCACAUCCAUCAGCCAGUUCUACCGCUGGCUAGGUUAGGUAGUUUGAGCGUUCCGGGUUCAAGUACAAUACACAUGCCAGGCCG
Messenger RNA from Chaetomium strumarium, 2102 nucleotides. Its product is annotated as cytochrome P450. NCBI's taxonomy places the organism in Eukaryota, Fungi, Ascomycota, Sordariomycetes, Sordariales, Chaetomiaceae. Gene Ontology annotation, molecular function: oxidoreductase activity, acting on paired donors, with incorporation or reduction of molecular oxygen; monooxygenase activity; heme binding. The transcript is spliced from 5 exons. The record is from RefSeq and is a predicted model, not a curated record. The coding region runs from base 292 to 1809 and encodes 505 amino acids.